Messenger RNA from Scylla paramamosain (green mud crab), 4555 nucleotides. Its product is annotated as protein stoned-A-like. The coding region runs from base 752 to 4555 and encodes 1267 amino acids. The transcript has 2 exons. The record is from RefSeq and is a predicted model, not a curated record. NCBI's taxonomy places the organism in Eukaryota, Metazoa, Arthropoda, Malacostraca, Decapoda, Portunidae.
AGGAUGUAGUGGUGCGCUGCGCCUCCCCUGCACAGCCAGACCGCAGUCACCUCACACUGUUUGUCUCAACACCUCAACACCAAGGUGAUUCAGCAUUGAGUGGUGGUGGAGGCUGCAAGAAUGACGUCACACAGUCGCUAACGAUCCUCGGCGGACAACACCCCGGCCGGUGCCAGCCCGCCUUUAGCGGAAUCGUUUGGGCGGCCGUCUGAUCGAUGAGCCAGCAAGGAAAAGCCGAGAGGGUACUCCCGAGAUGCCAGAAUGAGGCUGUAGCAGGAAAAUCCAGGCAGGGAAGGGAGUGACUCAUUGUGGGCUGGAGUCACUCAUUCUGGAAAGUCUGACUCGGUCAUGUUGCCACCAGUGCCGCGACCUCCAAUGCCACACUGCUCAGGGCGCAUUUGCAGCUCACUAAUCUGUCAAUUAAUUAGUGUUUCCUCGGGAAGCACGCUCGCUAUUAUCUUGAGAAUUAAUUUGGAUACAGGUAGAUCUAAUUUUACGAGGAAACAGUGAAGUGGAGGAGCAGCAGAAGGAGGAAGUGGAGGACGACGAGAGGCGCGCGAGGGAGUCUGGCAGGCGGGCGGUGUGGUGGAGGUGCACAUGCGCGAGCCCGUCUGCACACCUCGCCAGUUUCUCAGUGCGGCCAUCUUGUGCCGCUUGCCAUGGUGGCCGAUCUCUGGAACCGUUUCGAUCUUUGUGAGACCAUCAAUCCAGCAAACGAUGGAUUAAUGGGACUCUCCAUCGACGCAGUACCAUGCACAAAAUAAAAAAAGGAAUCAAGAAAAAGAUCAAAGGAAAGAAGGAUAAAGAUGAUGAACUAUUUACUCCAGAAGAAUUAGAAAGAUAUAAAAAAGAGAAGGAAGAACAAGCCAGACGCGAGGCAGAAAAACAACUAGAACAGGAAGGUCAGGAGAAGAGUGAAGACAAGGAGAACAAGCCAGAAUCUCCUGAGGAAGGCAGCGCAGCAGCAGCGUCUGAGGACACUGCGGCGUCCUCCUCGACAAAGGAAGGAGACUGGAGAAACUUCUUUGCGGCAACUGACACUGUACUUAAGAAGACUACAGACAAUCUCGUUCACAUCAAAGAGGCCAGCACUGUCGUUCAGAAAGACAAACCAGCUGCACCUCUUCCUACUGAAGUCCCUACUGCCGCUCCAGUACCCGUCGCUACUGCAGCACCUCCAACCAAGAAGUGGGUAGACCUUGAGAAGGGCGGAAUCGAUGAUGCAGAAGAGGUAGAAACAGAAGAACCACAACCGGAGCCUGAGGCCGAGCCUGAACCUGAACCUGCCCCACUUCAGUUUAUAGAGGACCUCCCAGACGUAGAUGUAGACGAUUUUACAGAGGUAUUUGACACUACUUACGUAGACAAUGUUGAAAGUGGACAAGUAAAACUUCAUUACAUCCCGGACAGCCCAAUCGAAACUGAUCCUAAUGAGCCUGAUCCUUUCGACACCUCCGUAGUUGAUAAAGUCUUACACGUCGAAGAAGAAAAACCUAAAGUUCAGAGAGAAAAACCCGAGAAGAAAAAGAAACAACUCGUAAGUCUUGGUUGUGCUGUUGAGGUUCUCACAGGUAACGUCCCAGUUGAAAAGCCCACAGCGACUCCACCAGCAAGCUCCAAGCGACGAAGGGUUGUGCCAAAGGAAAAAGAUUUACUGGGUGACUUUGGCGAGGAGAGUGAUCAAAGUGGAGAUACGGGAGGGGAAUCUACAGAGAAAGAUAACGAGCAAACAGAAGACUCAAAAGAAUCUAAGGAAACCAACAUUCUUGAUGAAAUCUUGUGUGUGGGUGAGCUAGAAGCAGUGCUUCCUGAACCAGGCACUGUAAUUUGUCCCUCACCCCGAGCAGUCUCACCAGCACCAAAUACAGAAGAAGAUAAGGAUACUUCUUCCGUCGUUCUCAAUAAUGGCUGUGAAGGUAACAAAGAAGUUGAUUUGAGUGAAUUUCUUGAGUCUUCUGGAGAAGAACAAGACAAUAAGGAUAGCGGGAAAGACAAAGACCUUGAUCUGAAGGAUCUAGUUGCAGAAUUUGAUAUUAUCGACAAAUCUGAAGUUGUUAACGAAUCUUUAGUGCCAACUGAACCAGACCCAAUCGAAGACGAGUUCGACGCUGAGUUUGCUUUCUUAGCGGCUGAAUCCGUUGCUAAAGCAAAAGAGAAAGAAUUCGAAGACCUUGAAGACGACCCGUUUGACACUUCUGUCGCAGCUCACAUACUCGGGGCGGACGAAAACACUGAAAAAGAUCCAUUUGACGUAGAUUUCGCACAAGCUACUCAAGAAGGAAAGACAUCAAAGGCCCCGCCACCGCGACCAGCUCUCCCUAAGGCUAAAACCGAGCAUCCUGAAGAAGUUGAUCCUUUUGAUACUUCACUAGCUGAGAAGAUUAUAACAGUCGAACCUCCUGAAGAAGUAGAUCCUUUUGAUACAUCGGUAGCUGAGAAGCAUCUUCCAGUCGAUCCAUUCUCUCUUGCAGAUACAGAAACUGAGCUUCCAGAGACUUUACAACCGCAACAAGGAAAUGAACUGAAAAAUUCCGACAGCUUUGAUCCUUUUGAUACUUCCAUCGCUGAAAGUUUCGGAAGGACUGAGCUCAAAGUUCUUGAAACAGAGCUGCUGUCUGCUUCUGAAAUACAAGCGAGUCUAAAAAAGAGUGACUCUGACUUCGAUUUUGAUCCUCGAGCCGAGGAAAAGUCCAGUGGUGCAAAUACUUGCUUGCUGACAGGCUCCCACGAAGACAACGAUACCAGCGCUCCUGUCCUUGCCCCUUCCCAGGAUACACAAGCCGAGGACUUUGACCCAUUCGAUACUUCUAUUGCUGCUAAAGUUGAAAUACAAACCUUAGAGGCCGAACUUCUCAGCAAGCCAGACGAAAUCCAGCAGAUUGCUGAAAAAGCUGCAGAUAAUAAGAAGGUCCCACCACCUCGACCUCCUCCAACUCAAGCUCACUUGCUGGCCAGCAGUCCCACUGACCCCAAUCCAGCACUCCAUCCUUCUGCACUGAGCGAUAGAAAUCCAGAUUCAGAAGACUUUGAUCCUUUCGACACCUCCAUUGCAAAUCAGUUUGGACAGACAGAACUUCGGUCGAUUGAAGGCGAAUUGUUAAGUGAUCAGCAACAACAGCCCAACCAAGUGCUCACAGAAGUUGCUGAUAAACCUAAGGCAAAAGAACUUCAGUUGCCAAUCAGACCUCUACGACCACCCUCUCCCAAGUGUCUACUGACUACUACUCCUUUAGACGAGCAGCCUGUCGUCCCUCUUCAGCCCGUAGUGGGAGCGGCAACCGAUCUUCCAGAAAACCUUCCCGACGACUUUGAUCCAUUUGAUACUUCUAUCGCUGACCAGUUUGGUAAGACUGAGCUAAAGGUUCUCGAGAGUCAACUCCUUGUAUCUCAGCAACACAUAGACGACCAGGACUUUGAUCCCCGCGGAGGGAAGAAACCACCACCUCGUCCGCCCUCAAGACCACCCUCAAGACCACCUUCAAGACCACCUUCCCGCCCUCCUUCCCGCCCCCCAUCACCUGCUCCUACUAAGUGUCUGCUGACUGCCUCUCCCGCCAGAACUCCUGUCAGUGGUGAAAUUCUGCUUCCUUGUAAUCCUACGCCGUCUGAUUUGAACGACGAAUUUGAUCCAUUUGAUACCUCCAUUGCAGAAAAAUUUGGAAAAACAGAACUCCGCCACCUUGAGAGUGAGUUGCUAAGCGGAGUAACAGCUUCUGUAGAAGAUUUUGACGACUUUGAUCCCAGAAAAGAAGAUACACCUAAAUCAACAGCCACAACAAAGCCAGCUCGACCAGAGAGACCGGCCCAGCCAAACCCGUGUCUUUUGGCCACUACACCCACCGACGGAAGUGCCACCUUACAGCCCUGUCUUGGUUUGACAGCUGAACCCUUGGAAGGUGCUACACCCGAAGAUUUUGAUCCCUUCGACACAUCUAUAGCAAGUAAACUCUGCAAAACCGAGAUAAAAGACCUUGAAGAAUCUCUUGUAAAAACUAAUCCUCAAGAAGCUAUUAGAGAACAGGCUGGUAUCGGCCUCCCUCCAACAGCACCUGAGUGUGCUUCUGUGGACCGCUUCUUCUCUUCAUCACCCACCCCUGACCUCGGCCCGACUCUUCAGCCUGUUGCCAGUCAACCCACAGACACUUCAGAGGAACUUGAUCCUUUUGACACUUCUAUUGCUGAGAAAUUCGGUAGAACUGAACUGAAGACUCUUGAGACUGAGCUCCUUUCAGAUUCUGGAACAAAAAGAAACUUAAGCGACGACGAGUUUGACCCUCGCGAAGAGGAGGCAAAAGCUCCCAGGAGGCCACCAGCACCAAGACCACAGUCGCCAGCACCUGUCAGUCUCCUAGAUUCUGCUCACGAUCAAGAUAUUCCAGACCAGCCUAUACAGGUGAUUCAACCACAGUCAGCCGCACAGGACAUUGAUGAUUACGACCCAUUUGACACUUCUAUAGCCGCUGAUAUUGCUCCAAGCAAAGCUGAGCUCAAAUACCUCGAAAACGAACUCUUAAGUUCUGCUCAGGACCCAUUUGAUACCUCUAACAUCGCUUAA